Meira miltonrushii is the source of this 1472-nucleotide messenger RNA. RefSeq lists its product as uncharacterized. Lineage: Eukaryota; Fungi; Basidiomycota; Exobasidiomycetes; Exobasidiales; Brachybasidiaceae. The record is from RefSeq and is a predicted model, not a curated record. Bases 180 to 1472 code for a protein of 430 amino acids. The transcript has a single exon.
CACCACCAACACCUCUUUCUUUAAUCUUCCGUUCACGGGUCCUGGUGACCAAUCCUCUAUUUCGUUUUCAUUGCUUAUUUGCCAUACUAUAGUUCUUAAUCCUUAUCAAACUGUUUGAUACAGUCAUUUUUACCAUCUUUUCUACGAUCAUCAACUCACUCAAUCAAACCCUCUCAACAAUGUUGCCUCAAUCAUCUUUGCGUCGAUUGGCCUUGGCCAUCGCUGUAUCAAGUCUUGUCAUCGGACAAGUGGUUGUUGACGCAAGACCUGUCGAGCAGUAUGGAGAUGCGCCUCCAUUUACCCGUUCCAUCGCCAUGUCUCUCCGUGGUGAUCCUUCUGACUCGGAUCAAGACACGCCAAGAAACACAAGUCUCUUAUCAGUAGACAUUGGUGCAAAUCUCAACCUUCGCUCAAUCAAGACAUUGAAGCAAGAGUCGGUGGUUGUCGAAACGUUUGAAGAGCGUGGCUUGGUCGGAGAUUCACUCAAAGGAUUGAUGGGUCCGCUCAGUAUCAUUCCAGGAUUCGUUCAAGUGUCUGAUAUCCUCUUUGGUGACGGCAAGCAAGACACUGGUCUGUUUGGCAAAUUGGGAGGAUUAUUGUUGACUGUUGAACCUCAAAAUAACAAUUCGACGGAUGCAGGCGCAUCUUCAGACGGCAACAAGAAUGCUACUGCAGUCAAUCAAGCAGCACAAGCAUCCAUGAGGUAUGCGCUAUCUGCCAGCAAGAAGCAGCAAACACAAGUAUUUUUGGUGCCUGUCCAUCAAGCCAAUGCUGAACCAGACUCCUCCAGCGAUGGCAGCAACACAACAAGCACAGGCAAGAACGAUACCAUGACAGUCAAGAUGAUGAUGCAUAUGCUGAAUGCACAAGGUGCUCCCAUUGUCAUGUGUGCUUCAUACGGCUCAUCGCCACCCACAGAUUUGGGCGUCAACGAAUGUAGUGGCGAGACACCUUCCGAUGCCAACACAACCGAAGGCUCGCAAUUGUUUACCUACAAGCCAUCUACUGGUGCAUUGACCCCCAUGUUUGCCAAUGCAAAAGACGAUGGUAUGGGAGUUGGUCAAGGUGUUACGGCUGAUGCAGGUGCUGGAAAUGCUACCGUCAAUGCCACCUCUUCUGCUUCAAAGCAACAAGAGAUGAGAAUGCAUUUCGUCAUGGCCACUACUCCAGAUGCACCCACGGCUGAAGCUCAGGAAGGUGCAUCUUCUUCAUCAAGUGCCCCAGCAGCUGCCUCCACUGCAAGCAUCCCAGCACCAACUACUCCUGCCAGCGCUGACGGCCAUCAAAUGCAAAGGAUCGUACUUGGACGUGAAUUUGUGCAAAAAGCAAAGAUGUCCCAGCUGAAUGUCAACGGACAGGAUGAUUCAUCAAGUGCAGGAUGCGAGGAUGAUGCAAGUAGUACAGAUAGCAGUGCUUCAUCUAGCGAUUCGAGCAGCUCAUCAGCAGAUGCUGCAAGCCAAGAAUCUCGAUAA